CGCAUCGUCUCCGGUCACGGCGGCGGUUAUAUCAUUGUCUGGGACAUAGCAACAAACACUACUUGCCACUUCAGAAGCCACUUCCGAGAUUCUCGGGUCCACAAACUGGAACUCUCUCCGGACGGGCGAUGGUUCCUGUCUGCAAGUUUUGUCAAGUCACUCAUCGUAUCAGACCCUCGCACCGGCAUCUGUAUUCAUACCCUCACAGGCCACCGUGAUUACGUCCACACCGCACAAUGGUCACCCUGCGGGAAUCUCAUCGCUUCCUCGUCGAUGGACGGGAGCGUCCGGAUAUGGAGGGCGCGUGAUGGGGCGUGCGUGGGGCACCACUUCUUCCCCGAGGGGUCUCCAAGUCAUCUGGCUUUCACCGGCGACGGAGAGGCGUUGGUGCUGGGGAGGAAAAACGGUACACUC
Messenger RNA from Epithele typhae, 414 nucleotides. Its product is annotated as WD40-repeat-containing domain protein. The record is from RefSeq and is a predicted model, not a curated record. The annotation marks the transcript as partial. Gene Ontology annotation, molecular function: protein binding. The transcript has 3 exons. Lineage: Eukaryota; Fungi; Basidiomycota; Agaricomycetes; Polyporales; Epitheliaceae.